Molecule: messenger RNA, 1598 nt
Organism: Anastrepha obliqua
Lineage: Eukaryota; Metazoa; Arthropoda; Insecta; Diptera; Tephritidae
Gene: Ing5
Product: inhibitor of growth protein 5
Exons: 5
Coding region: 188-1045 (285 amino acids)
Biological process (GO): regulation of DNA-templated transcription
Cellular component (GO): nucleus
Source: RefSeq, a predicted model, not a curated record
GCUGCCAAUUCCUUAAACGAGUUCCUGGGCGCGCUCUCAUAUAAAAUGAGAGAAUUUCGUAUCUAGAAUCCUAUGCUUUAGUUCCAAAAACAGCUGUUAAGUAAAUAUAUUUAGCGACGCUGAUUAUUUAUGUUAAUUGAAACUUGUAUCGCAUUUGUUUUCGAAAAAGAAGUAUUUCUUACAAGCAAUGUCAUCAGCAAUUUAUUUAGAAAACUAUCUUGACGGAUUGGAGUCAUUGCCGACCGAAUUAGAGCGCAACUUCAAAUUGAUGCGCAAAUUAGAUGAUCGUGCCCAGACUGCAAUGAAAAGCAUCGAUUCUCGGGCGAAAGAGUUCAUGCACAAACUUGCGGCAAAUGGAGGCUGCUCUAUGGCAGACGAUGAACGUAAAGAGCGUCUUAUGGACAUUCAAGCACUCUUUGGCAAAGCGAAGGAAUACAGCGAUGACAAAGUGCAGUUGGCCAUUCAGACAUACGAGUUGGUGGAUAAACAAAUACGACGUCUGGACAAUGAUUUAGCUCGCUUCGAGGGUGAAAUACAAGAGAAAGCAUCCUCUACUCGUAGCAAAUCAGAAGAAGCGGUGGUAAAAAGCCGAAAGAAGACAAAGGACACAAAAACGCCGGGGAAACGAAAACGUACAGGUUCAUCGGAUGAAGAAGCACGAGCAAACGCCACAAAUGUGACAACAAGUUGUAGUGGUGGUGGAGCUAGUGGAGGCGGGCAAGGUAGCAAAAAGAAAAGGGCGAAGGUAAAUCAAGAAAAAGAAACACGCAAGGGGGGUCAAAAGAAAAAUGCAGAAAUUGAGGAUUCUGAAAAGGAGUCAUGCUUAACAGCCGCCACACAUCCAAGCGAUGUGCUAGAUAUGCCGGUGGACCCGAAUGAACCUACUUAUUGCUUGUGUCAUCAGGUUUCCUACGGCGAAAUGAUUGGUUGUGAUAAUCCAGAUUGUCCUAUCGAAUGGUUCCACUUCGCUUGUGUUGGCCUCACAACAAAACCUAAAGGAAAGUGGUUUUGCCCGAAGUGUACGCAGGAUAGAAAGAAGAAAUAAAUACGCAACAACAUUCGGUUCAACAACGUUACCGGAACGACCCAGAUUUAUAUCCGGCCAAGGACUGUCACUUCAGCAGCAUUCUCCCAACAUGUAUGGUGAAUGUUUUUGCUAUAAAAACAACAACGCCAUAAAAUCUUCGGAGAGCGUUGUUAUUUUAUUACUGCUAUCUUUAAUACGUUUUAUAUAAUUGAAGUAUCAAAAUAAGAUAAAAUAUUUUGUAUCAAAAAUAUUACUUUUUCACCUAUUCAAAGCAAUUUGUAGAAUUUUAACCAACCAACUUCUUUUACCUUGUAGGAUUUUGCUUUUGCAACAAUAAACUAUUUUUUUUAUAGAAAAAAUUUAAAUUUCAAUAAGAUGCAUUUUUAAAAUAUGAAUUGUUUAAACGUUUCUUUUUUUUAGUACUUGACAUUUAAAAUGUCGAAGGCGAUUUAAGUUGUGUUUUCUAAAGUCCUAAGGCUUAAUAGGCAUACUUCUCAUUCAAAAAGUUUCAGUAUACUUUGUAAAUCUUUCGAUUAAAAAUUAUUUUAAAGGGUGCAUGUGUCAAAAAAUA